Prorocentrum cordatum is the source of this 1248-nucleotide messenger RNA. Lineage: Eukaryota; Dinophyceae; Prorocentrales; Prorocentraceae. The record is from the annotation of a GenBank genome assembly.
AUGGUCCGCGACAGCCGCGCCGCCGCGUUCGCGGCCCUGGCCCUCGUGGCGGGCGUGUGGGCGGCCUCCACCGCCUUCGUGGCGCCGGGCCCCCGCGCCAGCCCGCUGGCCGGCCGGGUGCAGUCGGCGGUGGUGCUGCAGUCUGGCUCGGGCGAGUACACCGGGUUCGUGCCCGACAUGCAGAGGCGCGUGCUGAUGAACCUCAUCGUCGUUGCCGUGUGCGCCGUCCCGGCGCUCGUGGUCCUCGGAGGCCAAGUGUGUCCCACACCUCUUAACGGCAAGCGGGGCCCGGCGGACUUCUUCCCCAAGCUGGGCGGCGGCGGCGGCGGCGCCUCUCCCGUGGGCGACAUCAACGGCGCGGCCGUGCCGCUGAAGAAGUGGGUCGCCGGCCACAAGGACAACGACCGUGAGUUGGUACAGGGGCUCAAGGGUGAUGCCUACUACCUCAUCUCCACGCCGGACGGCAUCAAGGACUUCGCGAUCAACGCGACCUGCACUCACCUUGGGUGCGUGGUGCCGUGGGUCCGCUCGGCGAACAAGUUCUGCUGCCCUUGCCACGGCUCGCAGUACGACGAGAACGGCAAGGUCGUCCGCGGCCCGGCGCCCCUGUCGCUGGCGCUGGCGCACACGUCGGUGCUGGAGGACGGCAACAUCGCCGUGUCCCCGUGGCCCGAGCAGAAAGCCAUGGAAGAGGGACAGCAGAAGAACGUCGCCGACGCGCUCGCAGAGGUCGUGGUAGCGGCGGCGGCGGAGCGCGAGGCGGACCUCGACGCGGAGAUCGCGCGGCUCGACAACCUCAAGGAGGACGACCUCGAGGAGCUGAGGCGCAAAAGGCUGGAACAGAUGAAGAAGUCGCAUUUUGACAGAAGGUCGAAGCUUGCUGUUGGGCACGGUGAAUACACGCUGAUCGACGAGAAGGACUUCUUCACGGUGGCCAAGCAGAGCGAGUACAUCGUGUGCCACUUCUGGCGGCCGAGCACCUGGAGAUGCGAGGUCAUGGACAAACACCUGCGGCAGUUGUGCCAGAAGCAUUGGGGCACACGCUUCGUCAAGGUGGACGCGGAGAAGUCCCAGUUUCUCUCGGAGCGUCUCCACAUAUGGUGCCUGCCCUCCCUGGUGCUCUGCAAGCAGGGGAAGACGGACCACACGAUCGUCGGGUUCAGUGAGUUCCAGCGCGGCGACGAGGCCACCACGGAGGACGUGGAGCAGCUGCUGGGCAAGUGGGGCGUGAUCGCCCUCGAAGACUGA